GUCUCCAUUUCCCAUUUGCUGAAAUCCCCAAGACCCAGGAAGCAUUGAAGAAUGAAAGUAAUCAUGAUGGACAGACAGAGUUAAAAAAGUUUCAGUCACAGUUAAAUUUAUGAUCAUGGUAUGUCAUUCAUCCAUGACAUACUAAAAAGAUCACCAAGAACAAAAGUCACCCCACACCACAGUUAUCAAUGCACCAUCGUCCAACCAAAUGCUUUUACUGCUUUAAGCACCCUCUCCUAGGCAGCACCUUGAAAAAGUUCUUUGCCUCACAUUUCCAUACAUUCACACUUUCACACAGCCUUUUUUCUUUUUUUUUUAUCUUCCUCUGCUAACGCCGAAUGAGCUGAGUUGCUGCUGUGAGUUGCGGAUAAGGUUACAGAAAUCAGUGAAGUUGGUCAGUCCAAUCCUUCUCUUCCACCUUUCCCAAUCAGAGGCCAGUCUUUUCAGUGAUGGCAAAGAUAUAGUCAUACUUUAUAGUUGAAAGUUGGUUAAAAAAAAAAAGGGUUUACACCUGUAGACUCUUCAAUGCAACGCAUAGUGUGUAUAAAAGCAAUAAUCCCCAGAUGAACAAAUUUCUCGACUCUCAAAACUGACUAAGUUUCCAUAGGAGGAAAAUAUGCUCUGAUAGGACUUGGUUCCUGGAUUUGCUCAAUGCCUCAAUACCCUCCUCUCUACCACUUUUCUGUGGGUGCCAACUGCCAAAGCCAAACCCACCUUUGCAGAAACCAUUUGGAGGGUACUAUUUUGAGGGGGUCUUGAAAUCUGUGAUCUUCUUUGGAGCUAUUCAGACAGAGGGGAGAAAAGGGUGUUUUGCUUCUCUUCCAUUGUCCUGGUUGGUUUUUGGGGUUAAGCAAAGUACCCAUUGGUGAUAUCUUUGAAAAAGGCUCUGGUUCUUUUGGAGGGUAUUGAAACAAAGGCAAGCAAAGUCAUGGCAGAUUGGCAUGGUAUCAUGAGCAAUAACACUGGUGGUUGCAGUCGGAGAUCAAUGAGAGAUGAAGAUUUUGACGAAGAAGAAGUCUGGUCUUGUGUGAAGGAGAAGGAAGAUUCGAGUUCCACACCAAGGAAACCUAGGGAGUCCUCAAGUUCUUCCUCUGCAUGGCGCCUUCCAAGCGCACCAAGAAUGAUCCGAAGGGUUGGCAACUCAGCAAGCAAUGAAAACAAGGUGGCUCAGCAAUCAUCAGCUCCUGUGAACAUCCCUGAUUGGUCCGAGAUAUAUGGCAAGCAUGCAAAUAUGGAAUCAUCAAGAAACGGGUCAUGGGUUGAUAAUGGGGGUGGCAUGGUUUAUGGUGAUGGAGAUUACGGUGGUUGUGGGGAGGAUUAUGAAGAUGAUGAUAUGGUCCCUCCACAUGAAUGGCUAGCUAGGAAGCUUGCAAGGAGUCAAAUUUCUUCUUUCUCCGUUUGUGAAGGGAUGGGAAGGACGCUUAAAGGUAGAGAUCUCAGCAAAGUGAGGAAUGCAGUUUUGACAAAAACAGGUUUCCUCGAGUAAUGGGAUAGUACCAUCAUCAGUUCAACAUCCAAAUCAUCAUCUUCAUUGCAUAUUACACAACCCCAUCAUAUUAUGCCAUCACCAAUCAUCAUCAGCAGCAGCAGCAACCACCAUGAUCAACAUCAUGUUCAUCUUCAUUUGUUCUUUAGGUCCCAUAUGUUACCUUUCUGCUUUUAUGAACUUUUGCUCAUGUUAUGUUGUAGGAUGUCAUGAACUUGGAACUAGAAAACAGAGUCGUAAAACAAGUCGGAGCUGCUUUUUUGUUUCAAGAAGAGAAGGAAAAAGGAAAAAAACAGUUGGCAGCCUCUGAGAUUUUGUCUGGUAGUGGAGUAGGAUUUGUGUUUUGGGUAUAGUUGGAGUCCACCUUUAACAGCAAAGAGAAUUAGUUAAUCAUCUUUUAUAAGUCUUCUUUUGGCUGCUCUUUCAUUUAUCAUCAAAUUUUAAAUCAUUACAGUUGUUCUUUUUCUCUAUGAUUCAAGUAGUAAUUGAGUUAAUAAUUCUCUCCCUUUCAUGAACCUGUUGCUUUUCCUUUCAUGAACUGUUUCUCUAUUACCCACCACACGUUGGGUGCUUGAGGCUGUACUUUCCUUUCUCACUAGUCUUUUACUGCUGCUUUACUGCUUCAUGAUUUAUCUUCAAUGUUUUUACAGCAUAAUGUGUAUGAAUUGACCCUGUCUUUGGUAGUGCUUUGCUGCUAAAGAUAAAAAGCUGGGAAAAAGCAAUGGUGGUUUAAUCUCAAAUGAAUCCCAAGUAUUGCCACUUGGUGUAAUUCUCAAUUCUUUCUUUAUGUUCUUCAUCAUUAGCUCUUCACUCACUCCCUUGUUCUUGUUGCUUCAACCCCAGAGUUUAUGUUUCCCUCAGAAAAAGAUGGAAAGAAAAAUCUAAAAGUGAUGCAAUGGCAUAAGGACAUUGAGAUGCAUCGGCAGCACACAAUUCCAUUUCCAUCAGAAUCAAGAGGGGGGGCCACCACUAUACACAAAGAUUGGAGAAGAGAAUCGUCUUGCUGCUUCUGGUUGGACAGAUUCUUGAUCAACUAGUAUCUAUAUCUAGAACAAACCCACAUCUUGAUUCAAAGAUCGUAUUCUUGCAUCUCCACAACUUGGUUUUUUGGCUUCUACCCUUUUGCCGACAGGAAUCCAAUGAGUUUCUUUUCUACCCUCAAAAAUUCUGCCACUAGUUUCACUUCUAGGUACUGACUUACCAGCCUUUUAUCUCAAUUGUUCAAAGGACCACUCCCAACUCUUUCUCUGCUUGCUAUCAUCCCCACAAAAGGUGUCAUAAGCCAUAAGUGGUUCUCCCAUUCAAAUGGACAGAAAAAAGCAAUAAUCUGGUUCUAACUUGCCAUGCAUGUUUGAUUUAUUCCUUUGAGCUUGUUGCAUUAGUUUCAGUUUGCUCUCAUUUGUUUC
Theobroma cacao (cacao) is the source of this 2892-nucleotide messenger RNA. Its product is annotated as protein S40-6-like. The record is from RefSeq and is a predicted model, not a curated record. NCBI's taxonomy places the organism in Eukaryota, Viridiplantae, Streptophyta, Magnoliopsida, Malvales, Malvaceae.